CGCCCCCACGCGUUCAAGGAAGUGCGCAUCGACCGCAUCGACGAGUUCGGCCGCGUGAUGACGCCCAAGGAGGCGUUCCGCAAGCUGUCACACGCGUUCCACGGGAAGGGGCCGGGCAAGAUGAAGCAGGAGAAGCGCAUGCGGGCUUAUGAGGAGGACCUCAAGCGCAAGGGCAUGGCGGCGGGCGACACGCCCAUGCACUCCGUGGAGCGCCUCCGGGAGGUGCAGGCGCAGACGCAGUCGCCCUAUGUGGUCAUCACAGGACAUGUGAAGCCGGGGCAGAUCUCGGACCCGGCCAACUCGUUUGCAACGAUGGAGAGGGAGAGGGAGGUGGUGGGCAGCCUCACGCCCAUGCUGGGCGACGCCAAGCUGCAUGCUCCACUCAUCACGGCGGUGGGGGGAGGGCCAAGGGCGAGAGGUGCAAGCGACCUUCCCACCCACCUUGUCGAGGGUGGAGCAGUAUCUGGGCAUCAGCAAGCCCCCUCCGCCCUCCACUCCCGCCUCGUCCCGCACGCCCAUGGGCCCUCCACGCGCCAAGCAACCCCGCCACUGAUGCCCCUCAUGCCCAUCGUGCCACUGAUGCCGCUCAUGCCCAUCGUGCCACUGAUGCCCCUCAUGCCCAUCGUGCCACUGAUGCCCCUCAUGCCCAUCGUGCCACUGAUGCCCCUCAUGCCCAUCGUGCCACUGAUGCCCCUCAUGCCCAUCGUGCCACUGAUGCCCCUCAUGCCCAUCGUGCCACUGAUGCCCCUCAUGCCCAUCGUGCCACUGAUGCCCCUCAUGCCCAUCGUGCCAGUGCUAUUCUGCCACCCAUGCGCGUUGUGCGUUCUGCUCGAUGAGAACGAGGCAGUGCGAGCAGAGGCGCAGCGCGCGGGCGAAAUCGCCCUCGUCGAUGCAUGCGUCCAUGCGCCCCCGCACGUCCACCACCUGCUGCAUGCGCAUCAGUACUGGCAGCAUGCUCUGCCCGCCCAUCUGCCCUUCCAUCCCUCCAUUGCAUCUGCCUUUCCCUCCCCCAUUGCAUCUGCCUUUCCCUCCCCCAUUGCACCUGCCUUUCCCUCCCCCAUUGCACCUGCCUUUCCCUCCCCCAUUGCACCUGCCUUUCCCUCCCCCAUUGCACCUGCCUUUCCCUCCCCCAUGGCACCUGCCUUUCCCUCCCCCAUUCCACCUGCCUUUCCCUCCCCCAUUGCACCUGCCUUUCCCUCCCCCAUUGCACCUGCCUUUCCCUCCCCCAUGGCACCUGCCUUUCCCUCCCCCAUUGCACCUGCCUUUCCCUCCCCCAUUGCACCUGCCUUCCCUCCCCCAUUGCACCUGCCUUUCCCUCCCCCAUUGCACCUGCCUUUCCCUCCCCCAUCGCACCUGCCAUCCCCCCCUCCAACCCACCUGCCAUCCCCCCUCUAUCGACCCUCUCCUCCCCCUUUCUAUCGCACCUGA
Molecule: messenger RNA, 1428 nt
Organism: Closterium sp. Naga37s-1
Lineage: Eukaryota; Viridiplantae; Streptophyta; Zygnematophyceae; Desmidiales; Closteriaceae
Source: the annotation of a GenBank genome assembly